AUGGGGUCUAUCAGCGAAUUCUAUCAGCGAGCGAUUCUUGAAUAUGAUGGGGUCUUCAGGCAAUAUGUUUAUCCUAAGACAAAUGGUGCUAGCUCUGGAAGGUCCAUGUCCUGGUCUUUGCUAUCCUCUUUACCUUCAGAUAUUUGCAUGAGCAUCACGGAAGACACGGGAGGUGGGGCUUGUGGAUUCAACAGCUACUGCGUUCUAGGAACAGAUCAGCGGCCGAGAUGUGAGUGCCCACCUGGAUACUCAUUCUUGGAUCCAAGUAAUCAGAUGAAUGGGUGCAAACAGGAUUUUGUUUCACAAGACUGCGAUGGAUUGCAAGAAGCAAAUCUUUUUGGUUUCAGAGAUAUGCCCAACACGGACUGGCCACUCUCAGAUUAUGAAUAUUUCCAGCCAGUUUCUGAGGAUUGGUGCAGACAGACCUGCUUGAAUGAUUGCUUUUGUGCAGUUGCUAUCUUUAGAAACAGUAAUUGUUGGAAGAAGAAAAUUCCUCUCUCAAAUGGGAGAUUGGAUCCAAGUGUUGGAGGAAAAGCUCUGAUCAAAAUAAGGCAAGAAAAUUCUACUUGCAAAUCCGUUGGUGAAGGUUCAAACAAUAACGAUCGCUCAACUUUAAUCCUUAUUGGAUCUCUGCUCCUAAGCAGCUCAGUAUUUUUGAAUUUUCUUCUGCUGAUAGUUACUCUUUUUGUUACUUUGCGUUUCAAUAGCAGAAGAAGAAAGAUGCUUCAACUCUGUCCUGCAAUGCAAGGAAUGAGUUUACGAUAUUUUACUUAUAAAGAGCUAGAAGAAGCGUCAAGUAAUUUCAAAGAAGAACUAGGGAGGGGUGCAUUUUCAACGGUUUAUAAAGGAGUUCUAGAUCUUGGUAAUAAAAACUUGGUGGCAAUUAAAAACCUAGAGAAGGUAGUGACAGAAGGCGAGCAGGAAUUUCAAGCAGAAAUGAAUACAAUUGGAAAGACAAAUCACAAGAAUUUGGUUCAGCUGCUAGGAUUCUGCAAUGAGGGGCAACAUCGACUUCUGGUGUAUGAAUAUAUGAGCAAUGGAUCUUUAGCAGACUACCUCUUUGGAAAUUCAAGGCCUAACUGGCACAAAAGAAAACAAAUUGCUUUCGGAACUGCAAGAGGACUUGUUUGUUUACAUGAGGAGUGUAGCAACCAGAUCAUACACUGUGAUAUCAAGCCUCAAAAUAUCCUUCUAGAUGAAUCCUUUACACAAAGAAUUUCUGACUUUGGAUUCGCAAAACUGGUAAAGACUGACCAGACUCGAACAGUAACUGGAAUAAGAGGAACCAAAGGAUAUGUUGCCCCGGAAUGGUUCAAAAGCAUGCCCAUCACAGCCAAGGUUGAUGUUUACAGCUUUGGCAUUCUGUUGCUAGAGCUCAUUUGCUGUAGGAAGAAUUUUGAGCAAAACAUAGAAGAUGAGCGUCAAAUGGUAUUGGCUGAUUGGGUAUAUGAUUGCUAUGAAGAAAGGAAAUUGAGUCUAGUCGUUGAGAACGAUGAAGAGGCAUUGGAAGACUUUACGAUGUCGGAGAAGUAUUUGAUGAUUUCCAUCUGGUGCAUUCAAGAGGAUCCUUCACUAAGGCCCACAAUGAAGAAAGUCGUACAGAUGCUAGAAGGAGAUGUUGAAGUCCCACUUCCUCCAGGUGCUUCCUCAUUUGUUAGUAAAAUUUACAUGUCUCCCUGUAAAUAAGAAUGUAAUAUAUUUUAGG
This is a messenger RNA of Theobroma cacao (cacao), 1705 nucleotides long. The record is from RefSeq and is a predicted model, not a curated record. NCBI's taxonomy places the organism in Eukaryota, Viridiplantae, Streptophyta, Magnoliopsida, Malvales, Malvaceae.